Molecule: messenger RNA, 1127 nt
Organism: Pelagomonas calceolata
Lineage: Eukaryota; Pelagophyceae; Pelagomonadales; Pelagomonadaceae
Source: the annotation of a GenBank genome assembly
UCGGAAGCGGCGCGCGGUGGCGGCCUCAAGGCGCAGGCCUCGGUCAAGCAUCGCCUACGUACCGCCGCGGGGCUGCCUCGCACUGCUCGCACGGCUGGCGUGUGCAGGCUGCCCCUCAGACUCCAGUGCCAUGAUGCGUCUGCUGCUGACAGCAGUCGUGCUCGCGGCACCGCUCCGCGCGACGGCAACGAACGCGACGACACCAACGACGAACGCGACGAACGCGACCUGGCCGGAGUGGUGGCCGGAGGGUCGCAACCGCGUGAUAGACGCGCGCGUCGGGAGGUGGCACAUCCUCGUACCGCCGAGCGGCGCUACGACGAUCGGUAAUAAAACGAUGUGGUCGAUGUGCAACGCCGCCGGCACGCCGGGGAAGCACUUCCGCGACUGCGAGAAGGGCUGCAACAGCCUCGGCGGUACCUUAGUAAGCGUCGAGGACCAGGCGCAGCAGCGGCUCCUGCGGCACUUCGUCGGCGAGGACAUCGAUUUGCUCAUCGGCGCCUACCAGCGCACCUACAAGUCGCCGGAUUCGGGCUGGCGCUGGACGAGCGCGGCGCGCCCCGAUCACUCGUUCACGGCCUGGCGCCGCGGCUACCCGGCGGACGUGGGUGCGCAUCUGAGUCGGAACCAUCGCGGCACGCCAUCGGAGGCUCUGCGUCAACACAGGUAUGUGCAAGAUGAGCCAGUGCGCCUACAUCAACUUCCGGGGCAGCAAGCGCUGGGUCGACACGUCUUGUGUCUUGUCGCGCAGCUACCGCGGCGUCCAUUGCGCGACGGGGUGCGUCUGCGAGCACACGGAACUGGGCGGCGUGCCCUCCGCGCAUUACCUCGCACACCGGAAGGAGCUCGACAACACUGAUUUUUGCCGGCCGAUAGACAUCUUCUGGAUCACGGUGCUGGUCACCAUCUGCGGCGGCACGCUCCUCACGUUCGCGCACUCGAUCAUGAAGGCGCGGCGGCGGGCGAAGCAACUGGAGCGCAUGCGCGUCCGACCCCUGCCGCCCCUCGCCGAGGUGACGGCUGUGUCGUCCAUGCCGGUCGGCGUCGCGCAAUCGGCGGACGGGCUGGAGAUGCCAGUCGUCCAGGCGGUGGCCGUGCCGUGCGAGCAUUACCGCCCGUGUAACUAA